This is a messenger RNA of Cucumis sativus (cucumber), 1392 nucleotides long. RefSeq names its product gamma carbonic anhydrase 1, mitochondrial. Bases 222 to 1037 code for a protein of 271 amino acids. The transcript has 5 exons. The record is from RefSeq and is a predicted model, not a curated record. NCBI's taxonomy places the organism in Eukaryota, Viridiplantae, Streptophyta, Magnoliopsida, Cucurbitales, Cucurbitaceae.
UUUUUAAAAAUAAAUGGUAAAAAUGAGAACUUUUGGUUGGAAUAUUAUACCCUAAAAUUGAUUUUGGUUUUGUAUAAUUUAACAAAAAAGAAGAAGAAAAGGGUAAACGAUGAACUCUUCAGCUAUGGGUUGUUCCUUCUGAAUCUUACAUUUCUUCCAUCUGUAAUUAAAAGCAAAAAAAACUGUGGACUGAGGAGGAAGACGAAGAGCAUUUGUGGAAGAUGGGAACAUUGGGAAAGGCAAUCUACACUGUCGGAUUCUGGAUCCGAGAGACCGGCCAAGCCCUCGAUCGUCUUGGUUGCCGCCUUCAAGGGAAUUACUACUUUCAAGAACAACUAUCUAGGCAUAGGACACUCAUGAACAUAUUUGACAAGGCUCCCGUGGUCGACAAGGAUGCAUUUGUGGCACCUAGUGCAUCUAUCAUUGGUGAUGUGCAGGUGGGACGAGGGUCCUCUAUUUGGUAUGGGUGUGUUUUGAGAGGUGAUGUUAACAGCAUCAGUGUUGGUUCCGGAACUAACAUACAAGACAACUCUUUAGUUCAUGUAGCAAAAUCCAAUUUAAGUGGAAAGGUUUUACCAACUAUCAUUGGAGACAACGUUACUGUUGGUCACAGUGCUGUGUUACAUGGAUGUACUAUUGAGGAUGAGGCAUUUGUGGGGAUGGGAGCCACAUUGCUUGAUGGGGUGUACGUAGAAAAGCAUGCAAUGGUUGCUGCUGGAGCACUUGUGAGGCAGAAUACACGAGUCCCAUGUGGAGAGGUUUGGGGAGGCAAUCCAGCAAAAUUCCUGAGGAAGCUUACAGAAGAAGAGAUGGUCUUUAUCUCCCAGUCAGCCAUAAAUUAUUCCAACUUAUCACAGGUUCAUGCAGCCGAAAACGUAAAGAGCUUUGAUGAAAUUGAACUUGAAAAGGUUCUUCGCAAAAAGUUUGCUCGCCGGGAUGAAGAUUAUGAUUCAAUGUUGGGUGUUGUUCGUGAAACCCCCCCAGAGCUUGUCCUUCCAGAUAACAUAUUGGCUGACAAAGUAGCAAAGUCCUCGUAAGACAAAUUUCUAAUGUAGGUAACCAACCACAUAAGAUUCUUCCCCUUUGAAAUGUUGUGCUGAUAUUCAUAAAAGACACAACCUUCAUCUCAAAUAAUAUAUGGAGGUUGGAUGAAAGAGUGAACUGAAUGCCAUUAAUCACGGACAAUGUCCAAUGGCCACAGCUCUAUUCAAUCCUCUCUAAAACCCCAUUUUUCAUUAUCUUGAGAAAUCAGGCACAGUUAGUCAGACAUCAUAACUUUCGAUGAUUUGAUCAUCUUGUAGCCAUCCUUGGAUCUGUUUCCCAGGUUUUGAACAUUUUGCUGUUACUUUUUGGAAAUAAAGAACAAUGGAAACAUGUGUAUUUUCACUUCAA